AUGCUGUCGGAAAGGGGCCUGAAAUGGAGCGUAGGAGACUACGCGCAUGGGCAGCAAGAUGUCUAUGAUCGUGACGGCAAUCCUCGUGGCGUCGUGAGCUUCGCGAAUGCCGAGAAUUGGAUGCUUCAUGCUGAGCUGAACAAGCAGUCGUUCGACGCUGAGCGCUGCUCCUAUGGAGAAGGAUACACUGGGACUCUACGACUGCGACCGGCAAUGGCCAGACAUCUCAACUCUUAUUUCAGGCCUGCGACUGCGUUUCUCGCGGAGGAAAUCACUUUUGCAGCUGGACUGACGAGUCUGAAUGAGGCCUGCGCUCUUGUGCUAUGUGACGCCGGAGAUAUAAUCAUGCUAGGUCAGCCUGUCAUCGAUCUAGGAUACGUGCCUGUUGGAAACGAACAGCAGUUUUUGCCGGACUCCAUCGCCGCCCUUGACGCUGGAUUCAACGCUGCAAAGGCCGCGGGGAAAACAAUCAAAGCAUUGAUAAUAUGCAACCCGCACAACCCGCUGGGGCGCUGUUAUCCCAGGGAAACAUUAUCUCAGGACCGAGAAGAUAGACCCUCGGAGGAAUUCGUGUCGGUGCGCUCUAUCGAUCUCACCAAUGUCAUUGACCCAAGCCAGGUCCAUGUCAUGUACGGAAUGUCCAAGCUGCUCGAGGAUCAAGAUUUCGUUCGAGAAAUCUUGCGCAAAUCUCAGGACGGUCUGCUCAGGAACAGGUUGCUCGCAGAAAGUCUCCUCAAUCAGGCGGGCAUUCGAUUCUAUGAUAAAGAAAAUGCAAGUUUGUUUGUGUGGUUGGAUCUCAGUCCGCAUCUUCCCAUCGGCAAUACUGAGGGCGAUGCAUGGGCAGCCGAGAGGCUUCUUUCCCAACAACUGCAGGCAGCAGGCGUUAUCAUGGCGACGGGCAAGCAAUACCACGCAGAGCAGCGGGGCAGGUUCCGGGUCAUAUUCUGCGUGGAUGAAGAGACCUUGAGGGAGGGAAUUCGAAGGUGUCCUAUUCUUAUUUCCCCACCUCUAGACCUAGAAAUCCUGUGCCAACCCUCUGCUGUCUGCCCAUUCUCAAUUGCACAAGUGACACAGUAUUAUUCAAAGGCCACCGUCGCAAACAACACCCCCGAAAGCUUCACCAAGUGGCGAGUCUACCGAGGCUCUCAGAUCCACAUUCCCCUUGAUAUCACCUCUGUUGUCUGCCUGACCACGACUCACGCAGUGGCUUCGCUAAUGACAAUGACCGCCCUUUGGAUGCUUAGUUCAUUCGUUCGCUGGGUACGAUUGAAGAUCUACCAGUAUGAGGUGACCUUCGCCAUUUACAUGCUUACUCCGACCGAGAAAUUUAUCUUCAACUCCCUCCUUCUCACUCUUGUUACCAUGAUUGCUGCCGGCAUCUACAUCUACCUCCCAGACCACCUGCGCACGAUCUACGGACACCUAUACUACUACUGGGCGGGCGAGCGUACAUUAAUGACUUCACGCCUGUCCUCUAUGAGUUCGGUGUUCGGGGAGGCGACGGCCCCGUUGGAGGUCGUAUAUGACACCGCGAAGAACACUGCUGCGGCAACUACGCAUCAUCUAGGGGAACUAUGA
Molecule: messenger RNA, 1578 nt
Organism: Penicillium chermesinum
Lineage: Eukaryota; Fungi; Ascomycota; Eurotiomycetes; Eurotiales; Aspergillaceae
Product: acc synthase
Exons: 9
Coding region: 1-1578 (525 amino acids)
Biological process (GO): amino acid metabolic process; biosynthetic process
Molecular function (GO): pyridoxal phosphate binding; transaminase activity
Source: RefSeq, a predicted model, not a curated record